Molecule: messenger RNA, 8813 nt
Organism: Lethenteron reissneri (Far Eastern brook lamprey)
Lineage: Eukaryota; Metazoa; Chordata; Hyperoartia; Petromyzontiformes; Petromyzontidae
Product: rhomboid-related protein 4-like
Cellular component (GO): membrane
Molecular function (GO): serine-type endopeptidase activity
Source: RefSeq, a predicted model, not a curated record
UCCCACCGCUGGCUGUGCACAGGAGAUGAGCGCCGAUGCCCUGUGCUGUUAACUCCUUCGCCUGGUCGUGGGUUUGACCCCGACGCCUGCUGCUGUGUAUGUGGAGUUGUCGGCGUCUCUCUCCCCGUGGUCGCGUGGAUUUGUCUCCGGGUGUCCACAUUGAUGAUGAACUCUCAGGCGCGUUCGUGUUACUUGGCUGCUGCUAUGAAUGUCCACGCGACGACGACGAUGAUGAUGAGUCACUUUGGUUGAGCUGUCACUGGUGAACAGCGCGGGUCGCUUCGGAAAAAGAGCGACGUGGCAGCUCAGUGCGGCCUUGAGUACAAUUAACAAAAUUAAUUCUAGAUUUGAAGCUGUCGUGACUGCAAGGAUUCAUACUCUUAGGUUUUUUCGGUAAAGUAACGUAGGUAAAAAUAAAUAAUAAUAGAAAUAAAAUAAUUAUUUUAAAAUGAUCAUUUUAUUUCUAUUAUUGAACCUAAGAGUAACAAAAUUAAGUUUCGAGUAAGCUCGUUGGGAGAGCCGUCAGCUCCGAGGGUCCUGCCCGACUCGCUCGCAACAAGAGGCGACGUUUCCCUGCGGCGAGAUAGUUAACUUACCUCGCGUGGAAAGAUAAGAAUAGGUUUUACCCACUUCUGUCAAUAAUUAAACAGGAGUUGUGUUCAGAUGCUCAAACGACAAAUAGAUACAUACCUUUUGCAACACGGCAUCGUCAAGUCCGCAUUAACCACACGUUACUUGCGGCAAAACAUGCUCUCUGAUAAUAUAAUGUGUGCAUUGUCUUUGAUACGGAUUGACCCUCACCAGAGACAGCCUUUUUAUGGCCUCAUCUCACCACCAGUGUUAGACUAGAGAACGCCAAGAGGCGAACAGUACAAAGGAAAUGCAAGUAUCAGAGCACUUACAGCUCGGGUCAAGAGUUAUAUCUAUGGGACCUUUUUGCCAGUAUCCUGAUAUACAGGAAUUUGUGAGUUCCAUCCCGACCCUGACGCCUGCUGUAUAUUUGGAGUUGGUGUGUCUCUCCCCAUGGCAGCGUGGAUUUUGCUUCGGGUCCUCCGGUUUUUCCCUCAAAAUUUGUAAUAAACAUCACGUGUUUCGAGUAGAUGGUUGCUAUACAUUUCCACACGAUGAUAAACCACUUUUUUGAGAUAUCAUUUGUGAUGACCAGGUCACUUCUGAAAAAUCGCUACAUAGCUCAGUGGGCCUUACCUGUAAAAUAAAUUGUAGUUUAGUUUUAGUGUGAUCCCAAUUGAGUAAUUUUCAGGGGCUUGUUCAGCAUUGAAAUGCCUUGGCCAAAACCAGUUUCCACUGUGUGUGUGUGGGUUUAGCUAUGGGAGUAGGAAAUCAGAGAACCCGGAGGAAACCCACUCGGAACCGGGGGAGACAGCGUACAAACUGCACCACGCAGUGGCGCCAGUCGGGACUCGAACCCAGGGGUCUCUUGCUUGUGAGGCACGAGUGUCACCACCACCACCACACCACCCUAUGCGAAGUAUUUCUUGUGACGCCUGUGCAGUUUGUUCGCCUAUGAUGUCGAGCGUGUGAAUGUGGAGUUUCUAUGAUCUCUCUCCCUCCAAUUCUGCGUGGAGUUUCUCUGGAUUCUGCUGUUUUCCUCCCAAGCGUUGACAUGCGGCGCUACCAGAGGGGCGGCCACUCCCCAGGCAUCGGCGUGCUGCUGCUGGGCGUCGAAAUGCUCCGCUUCGGCCUCCACCGCAUUCCGCCCGUGACGCUGGGCGCCAUCGGCCUCAACGCCCUCCUGUUCAUGGCGCCAUGGGGCGGCCCCCACGCCACCUGCCUGGGCGUGGAGGCCGUGUGGGGUGGUUGCGAUUGGCGGCGCCUGGCGCUGGCGCCCGUGCACCACGCCGACGACAUGCACCUCUACUUCAACAUGAUUUCCGCGCUGUGGAAGGGCGUUGCGCUGGAGGGCCGGCUGGGCAGCGUGCGUUUCGGCACCCUGCUGCUGGUGUUGUCAGCGCUGACCGGCGUGGUGCAACUAGCGCUGGCCGCCGCGCUGGCCUUCGCCACGGGCAGCUACUCCUACAUGGAGCAGUGCGCCAUCGGUUUCUCCGGUGUCCUGUUUGGACUCAAGGUGAUCAACAACCACUACAACCCUGGCGGAGUGACCUACGUGAUGAACACAUUCCCCGUGCAGAACCGCUACGCAUGCUGGGCCGAGCUCGUCGUCAUCCACCUGCUGGUACCCAGGGCGUCAUUCAUCGGGCACCUGUCAGGGAUCCUCGUGGGCCUUUUCUACGUGCACAGUCCUCUGCGUUGCCUGCUGGACAAUGCCGUGGUGUUUGGGUCAAGAAUCCUGCGCAGAGUAUUCUACAGCGACCAUGCUGACGCCGCGGGAUGGCACACCCACCACCGCUACGAGCAUCGCAGCGCGGAGUUCCUGAGCUACACGGGCGAGACAUCGGAGGACGAGGAUCUGCAGGAGGCGAUGCGAGCCAGCCUGCGUGACACGAGAUCGUUCACCCCCCCUGAGCCGGGAUUCCUCUCUCCGGAGGAGCUCAGACGCAGGAGGCUGGAGCGGCUGAGGAGAUAGGAGGGUGCCAGCCCGCGGGUGGGCGGGAUUGGGCAGGGUGGGGGUUACCGGUGGACAGACGCACUUGCGUCCACUCGCACGCACUCGCCAGCUCACUCACGCACUCAUGCACUCACGCACGCACUCGCUCUCUCGCGCGCGCACUCACACUCACUUGCUGUACUAAUCGCUCCACUAUGCGCAGCCCAGCUUGGGCGAUGCCUGACACCGCGGCCACCGCUCGCGGAGAAUGCGCUCGUUCGCACGCACACGCACACACUCGCACACUCACGCACGCUAAUGCACACACUCUCACAAGCGCACGCACGCACUUGCACAUACUUGCACACGCACGCACUCGCACAUACUUGCACACGCACACACAUUCGCGCGCUCAAUACCGUGCGCUCUUUCUUGUCGCAGCAGAUGAAACUUUUAUUUUCCGUUGUCGUUUUUGGACUAAGUUAUUCUCAGGGGUAUGGCCGCGAGUGCUCUGCACCGAACGGUUCGCUUGCGUGCCCGAGACGCCCAUGGGCAUUUCAAGCCGAGCGACCGCCCCAGUUAACGUCGUGUGCCGGUCGCGUUAACCGCGGGAGUUGCCAUGAGCCACCCGCUUUUCCCCUCUUCUCCCCCAUGGUGGACUUUAAGGAUCCCGUGACGCGAUUCUAAACGAGUCGGCCGUUGUCCAUAGGCCCCUCUCGGUCCAAAUUUUUUGCCACAUUAAAAACGACACGGCAAUUCGCUCUCAAUAGUAAAAACACAUAUCUAAAUCGCCACCCAGCUGGCAGACUAUACCUGUCAUUGAAACAGUGUCUUGCUGGACGUGGCUUGUAGGGGGUUUCAUGGCAGGGGGAAGGAGGGGAGGGUGGGCUGAUAUUUCUGAAGGGGGACCCGGUAAUUGGCUACAGAAAGAGCCGUCGAUUACGAUUUUCUCGUCGAUUACAAAAGUCUAUUGGCCUGAGAUGCUUUCCUGCUCCAGGGAGCGUCGGUGCACCCCGUUUAUAGCCCUGAGCAAGUGGUGGAAAUUACAUGUUCCUAUGACAGGGAUGAGUCUAUCCAAAAGAACCAUUGUUGACUCCCACACAAAGUGGUACUAAUUUUUUCCAGCUCUAGAGUUUAGUGGAUCACGGCACCAGCUCUAGACACAGUUUAGUGACUUACGGUCCCAGCUGUAUACACACAGUUUAGUGGCUCACGGUCUUAACUCUAAACACACGGACUUUCGUGACCCGCGGUCCCAGCUGUAGACACAGAGUCUAGUAACUUGCGGUCCUAGCUCUAGAUACAUGGAGUUUACUGACUCACGGUCCCAGCUCUAGACACAGUUUAGUGACUCACGGUCUUAGCUCUAGACAAUGAGUUUAGUGAAACACGGUCCCAGCUCUAGACACACUGAGUUUAGUGACUCACAGUUUAAUUCUAGACACAUGGACUUUCGUAACCCACGGUCCCAGCUGUAGACACAGAGUCUAGUAACUUGCGGUCCUAGCUCUCGAAGCACGGAGUUUAGUGACUCACGGUCCCAGCUGUAGACACAGUUUAGUGACUCGUCCCAGCUCUAGACACACUGUGUUUAGUGACAACGGUCCCAGCCUGAGACACAGUUUAGGUGAUUCAGGGGCCCAACUCUAGAAACACAGUUUAGUGACUCACGGUCUUAACUCUCGACACACAGUGAGUCACUAAACUCUGUCCCAGCUGUAGACACAAUGGAGUUUAGUGACUCACGGUUCCAGCUCUAGACACUGAGUUUAGUGACUCACGGUCCGAGUUCUAGACACACUAAGUAUUAUGACACACGGUCCCAGCUGUUGACACACAGUUUAGCGACUCACAGUCCCAACUCUAGACACAGUUUAGUGACUCACUGUCCCAGCUGUAGACACUGAGUUUAGCGACUCACGCUCUUAACUCUAGACAGAGUUUAGUGACUCACAGUCCCAACUUCAGACACAAAGAGUUGAGUUACUCACGGUCACAGCUCUAGACACAGUUUAGUGACUCAUGGUCCCAGCUGUAGACACAGAGUUUAGUGACUCACAGUCCUAGCUCUAGACACACUGAGUUUAGUGACUCACGGUCCCAAUUUUAGACACUGAGUUUAGCGACUCAUGCUCCCAGCGAGAAUUGAGUGACUCACGGUCCCAGCUCUCGACAUACAUUGUUCAGUGACUCACGGUCUUAACUCUAGACAGAAUUUAGCGACUCACGGUCCCAGCUCUAGACACACCGAGGUUAGUGACUCACAGUCCCAACUCUAGACACAGUUUAGUGACUCACUGUCCCAGCUGUAGACACUGAGUUUAGCGACUCAUGCUCCCAACUAUAGACACAGCAUUUAGUGACUCACGGUCCCAGCUUUCGACACACGUCGUUUAGUGACUCACGCUUUUAACUGUAGACAGUUUAGUGACUCACGGUCCCAACUUCAGACACAAAGAGUUGAGUUACUCACGGCCACAGCUCUAGACACAGAGUUUAGUGACUCACGGCCGCAGCUCUAGACAUAGUUUAAUGACUCACGGUCCGAGUUCUAGACACACUGAGUAUUGUGACUCACGGUCCCAGCUGUAGACACUGAGUUUAGUGACUCGUGGUCCCAGCCCGAGACAGAGUUUAGGUUAUUCAGGGUCCCAACUCUAGAAACAGUUUAGUGACUCACGGUCGCAGCUAUAAACACACUGAGUUUAGUGACUCACAGUCCCAGCUCUAGACACAUUGAGUUUAAUGACUCACCGUCCCAGCUGUAGAUAGAGAGUUUAGUGACUCAUGGUCCCAGCUCUAGACACACAGCUUAGUGACUCACGGUCCCAAUUCUAGACCCACAGAGUAUAGUGACUCACGGCCCCAGCUGUAGACACGGUGAGUUUAGUGACUCACAGCCCCAGCUGUAGACAGUGAGUUUAGUGACUCGUGGUCCCAGCUCUAGACCCACAGAGUAUAAUCUGGAUUUGAAGCUUUCGUGAUGCAGGAAUCCAUACUCUUUGGUUCUUUCGGUAAAGUCACGUAGUUAGAAAUUUAAAUAAAUAACGACGUUUCGAUCGCAACACAAGCAAUACUCACCCUGAUGAGGAUUGCUUGUGUUGCGAUCGAAACAUCGUGAUUUGUUUUCUUUUAUUUCUAUGUACGUGACUUUACCAAAAGAACCAAAGAACACUGAAUUUAGCGACUCACGGUCUUAACUCUAGACAGAGUUUAGUGACUCACGGCCGCAGUUCUAGACACACUGAGUUUAGUGACUCACGGUCUGAACUCGAGACGCAAAGUUUGACUCACAGUCCCAGAUCAAGACACCGAGUUUAGCGACUCACGGUCCGAGCUCUCGACACAGUGUUUAGUGACUCCCGGUCGCAGCUCUAGACACGCUGAAUUUAGUGACUCACGGUCAAAGCUCUAGACAGUGAGUUUAGUGACUCACGGUCUUAGCUCUAGACAGUGAGUUUAGUGACACACGGUCCCAGCUAUAGACACGCUGAGUUUAGUGACACAUGGUCCCAGCUGUAGACACAGUUUAGUGACUCGUGUUCCCAGCCCGAGACACAGAGUUUAGGUGAUUCAGGGUCCCAACUCUAGAAACAGUUUAGUGACUCACGGUCUGAACUCGAGACGCAGAGUUAGACUCACAGUCCCAGAUCAAGACACCGAGUUUAGUGACUCACGGCCCCAGCUGUAGACAGAGUUUAGUAGCGCAAGGUCCCAGCUGUAGACACACUGAGUUUAGUGACUCACAGUCCCAACUCUAGACACAGUUUAGUGACUCACUGUCCCAGCUGUAGACACUGAGUUUAGCGACUCAUGCUCCCAACUAUAGACAGCAUUUUAGUGACUCACGGUCCCAGCUCUCGACACACAUCGUUUAGUAACUCACGCUCUUAACUCUAUACAGAGUUUAGUGACUCACGGUCCCAACUCCAGACACAAAAAGUUGAGUUACUCACGGCCACAGCUCUAGACACAGUUUAGUGACUUACGGUCCGAGUUCUGGACACGCUGAGUUUAGUGACACACGGUCCCAGCUGUAGACACACUGAGUUUAGUGACUCACGGUCCCAGCUCUAGACACAGUUUAGUGACUCGUGGUCCCAGUCCGAGACACAGAGUUUAGGUUAUUCAGGGUCCCAACUCUAGAAACAGUUUAGUGACUCACAGUCCCAGCUCUAGACACACCGCGUGUAAUGACUCACGGUCCCAGCUGCAGACAAAGAGUUUAGAGACUCAUGGUCCCAGCUCUAGACACACAGUUUAGUGACUCACGGUCCCAAUUAUAGACCCACAGAGUUUAGUGACUCACGGCCCCAGCUGUAGACACGGUGAGUUUAGUGACUCACAGCCCCAGCUGUAGACAGUGAGUUUAGUGACUCGUGGUCCCAGCUGUAGACCCACAGAGCUUAAUCUGGAUUUGAAGCUUUCGUGAUGCAGAAAUCCAUACUCUUUGGUUCUUUCGGUAAAGUCACGUAGUUAGAAAUUAAAAUAAAUAACGACGUUUCGAUCGCAACACAAGCAAUACUCACCCUGAUGAGGAUUGCUUGUGUUGCGAUCGAAACAUCGUGAUUAAUUUCUAUCUACGUGACUUUACCGAAAGAACCGAAGAACACUGAAUUUAGCGACUCAUGGUCUUAACUCUAGACAGAGUUUAGUGACUCAUGACCGCAGUUCUAGACAUACUGAGUUUAGUGACUCACGAUCUGAACUCGAGACGCAGAGUUUGACUCACAGUCCCAAAUCAAGACACCGAGUUUAGUGACUCACGGCCCCAGCUGUAGACAGAGUUUAGUGGCUCAAGGUCCCAGCCCUAGACACACUGAGUUUAGUGACUAUCGGUCCCAGCUCUAGACAUCCAGAGUUUAGUGAGUCACGGUCCCAAUUCUAGACACUGAUUAUUCUUUGUUUUUUUCGGUAAAGUCACGUAUAAAAAUAAAAUAAUCGAAACGUCGUAUGCUAUUAUUUAAUUUAUUAUUUUAUUUUUAUACGUGACUUUACCGAAAAAACCAAAGAAUAAUUCCUGCAGUCACGAAAGCUCCAAAAUUAAGAUUCUAGACACUGAGUUUAGCGACUCGUGCUCCCAGCGAUAGACACAGAAUUUAGUGACUCACGGUCCCAGCUCUCGACACAUUGUUCAGUGACUCACGGUCUUAACUCUAGACAGAAUUUAGUGACUCACAGUCUUGACUCCAGACACACUGAGUUUAGUGACUAAGGGUCCCAACUCUAGACAGAGUUUCGUGACUUACAGUCCCAGCUAUAGACAGAAUUUAGUGACUCACUGUCUCAGCUCUAGACACACAGAGUUUAGUGACUCACAGUUCCAGCUCUAGACACACAGAGUUUAGUGACUCACGGUCCUAGCUCUAGACACUGAGUUUAGUGACUCACAGUUCCAGCUCUAGACACACUGAGUUUAGGGACUCACGGUCUUAACUCUGGACAGAGUUUCGUGACUCAUUGUCCCACCUCUAGACACACUGAGUUUAGCGACUCAAGGCCCCAUCUUUAGACACAGUUUAGUGACUCACAGUUCCAACUCGACACAGUUUAGUCAUUCACUAACCGAGUUGUAUAGACACAGGGUUUAGUGACUCACGGCCCCAACUCUAGACCCACUGAGUUUAGCGACUCUCGGUCCCAGCUAUAGACACAGACUUUCGUGACUCACUGUCUCAGCUCUAGUCCCAUAGAGUUUAGUGACUUACGGUUCCAGCUGUAGACAUAUAGUUUAGUGACUCACGGUCUUGACUCCAAACACACAGAGUUUAGUGACUCAUGGUCCCAGCUAUAGACACACCGAGUUUAGUGACUCACGGUACCAGCUCUAGACACAUAUUAGUGACUCACGGUCCCAACUCUAGACCCACAGAGUUUACUGUUUCACGGUCCCAACUUUAGACAGUUUAGUGACUCAUGGUCGCAGCUCUAAACACAGAAUUUAGUAACUCACGACCCCAGCUCUAGACACAGUUUAGUGACUCACAGUCCCAGCUCUAGACACAGUUUAGUGACUCACAGUCCCAGCUCUAGACACAGUUUAGUGACUCACAGUCCCAGCUCUAGACACAGUUUAGUGACUCACAGUCCCAGCUCUAGACACAGUUUAGUGACUCACGGUCCCAGCUCUAGACACAGUUUAGUGACUCACGGUCCCAGCUCUAGACACAGUUUAGUGACUCACAGUCCCAGCUCUAGACACAGUUUAGUGACUCACAGUCCCAGCUCUAGACACAGUUUAGUGACUCACAGUCCCAGCUCUAGACACAGUUUAGUGACUCACGGUCCCAGCUCUAGACACAGUUUA